AUCGCUAUUCGAUCAGGGUUUUAAAGCUGCACCAUGAUCAACCAGUUUAUCUGCAUCAGCAGAACAACUCGACAGCAUGCAUUGUUUUAAGAUUUAAUUCACUACAUAGAUCGUGACUACGUAUUGAAUGGUCGGGUAAUAUAAAGCCGUGUGGGUAUAUACAUAUGUAAUUAAACCUCAACACGAGGUAUGAUUUACUAUCCGUACAUUAGUACUUGAGGUGUGAGUUAUAGCUACACACGACCAUAGGGGUGGCGGCUGUUUGUUAUACCUGUAAGAACUAAUAUUAUAUACCAAGAUUCAGUCGUUCAUUCUCGAGGAGGAACGGAUUAUUUCACCAAGAAAUGGAUAGAAGGAUUUUAUGUACAUCUGUGGUCGUUCUGAUCUGCGUAUGCGUGUAUAGAACAAGCGCUCUGACGACCGCUGAAAUCAAUGCCUUUACUGUUAGCGGAAGCUUUCAGGCCACUGUCAGUGUCGACUCCACAACUUAUUCUGCCCAAAACAGAAUCAAAAUAAGUGCCAGUGGAAUGCCGGACCACGCCUGGCAGAUGGUCAACCCGAACUCACCGACAGCUCAGAACUACGAAAUAGACAUCCACAACACCCCGGAAGACCAGACGUCCUACGGUUGUCUUCCCAUGGGAAAGAUCGGAAUCGCAAAGACAGGCGUGGCGCUCUACAACCCUCUCACUUCCGGAAAUUACAACGCAGUGGAGGGGAGUAACGCGGAGACGUUUGAUAGCUGUGAUGGGCAUGCUACGAACACAGGUGCUUACCACUACCAUAAACUACCAUACAACUGUGUCUACAGCAAGGGUGUGGACGAAUUCAUAGGUGUAGCAUUUGAUGGAUAUCCUAUAUACGGCCCUUUGGCUUCUUGGCAUAAUAGUGGAGGUUCCAAUUUAACUACCUCUGACCUUGACAAAUGUCACGGGUCAAGCGGUAGUGGAAGUUACCGUUACUACAUGACGUAUGAUUGGCCCUACAUCCUAGGCUGUUACAAGGGAAAGGUUAUUGAUACGCGAGUGUCCAGAGACGUGACCUACUCUUGUUCCAAUUCUAGCACAUCCUCAUUUGACAGUUCUUGGGGCUUUCUUUGUUCGUGCACGGCGGCUUCCGAGGGUACUGCCUUCGGACCCAAAUCGGGAUUCAUUCUCGUAACAGUUCUUUUAGCGAUUGUGUGCAUAAACAGAAAAUGAGGAUGCGAAUAGAUGUCACCUGAGAGUUUACAACUAAUAGUCAUGCUUUUGAUAAUCAAAACACGAAUCGACGAGUUUAUGUCAAGCUGUGUGUCAUAAGUAUUCUUAUUCAUUCAUAACUUCAACAACAGUAUUUUAGAUUAGAUGUGACCUAAUUAGAUUAGCUGCAAUAAUGCAUGUAGCCCUCUCCAAUUUUUUUUUAGGAGAGGACUACAACUCCUUAGGAUCUCCGUAAUGGUGCGAAUGUGGGAGUGGUUCACUCCCGCAACAUUUUCGAUCAGUCUAAUUAUUUGCUGACUUUCUUUACGUAAAUAAAGUGAUAUUCUAUGUUUCUUAGUCAUUAUAUACAUGUAGAUUUACAACCUGCAAUUUACGAUUUGUGAGGCUCUAUUCUACUGUUUUCAGCAAUUUUGAUAUACAUGUAUUCCAAUUUCUCGAUUCAUAUUUGUGCGCCAUGUUUGAUGUAUUGAAGUUUCAACUUCCGAUUGUCACGUUACAUGUAUCGCAUGCCAUAUAAUGUAGAAUUUACGUCAUUGGACGAGUACGGAGGAGAAAGCUAUUUCGUCGGUAUUGAAAAGGUUUAAAUUUAAUAUCAAGUUAAAGAACGAACAACAGACUAUAAAUUCUUUCUGCAGCCAUAUGAUUUUCCUUUCUUUGUCGGAAUGGCUCGAGUAAAGGGUUCUACAUUUUCAGUAGAUAUAAGGCUCACGGCGGGUGUGACCGGUCGACAGGGGAUGCUUAUGCCUCCUAGGCACCUGACCCACCUCUGGUACAUGUAUAUCCAGGGGUCCGUGUUUGCCCAACUCUCUAUUUUGUAUUGCUUAUGGGAGUUUCGAGAAUGAUCACUGUUCGUUACCUUCACCUUUCAUCCACCUACGAGAUCUCGCGAUAACAAGCAUGGCGGAGCAGACGAAGAAUGUUGCAUGCUGUACAUGAUAUUUAAUGAAAAACAUCUUUAUUAGACGUGCUCAAGCACAAAGUUAGUACUCCUAUUGGUGUAAAAUUUGGUACUAAUACACGGAGCUUAUUAUCGGUUAUUCAAAAAAUUAUUUUGUACCAUUACGGAGAUCCUAUGGAAAUGUAAUCCGAGAUUCCUCUGACUCUUACCCCGGUUUUUAUAUUGUGACAUGUGUGAGGGAGAGCCAGAGCGGACUCCAUAUUUAAAAGUGCUUUACCUACCUCUUACAACUUUAUUUCGCGGAUCUAUCUUCCAAGACGGGAGGAUUCAGUCAGGAAGAUUAUUCUACAAAUAGAUCAUGAUUAAUACGAUGCUAUCGCCGUAUAAACAUUGAGAUGGCAGUAGGCCUACAUGUAAUUAUGAUGGUAAAAUACGAUAGCGCAGAAUGGGAAUGGGCAAGCAGUUUUAACGAAGAUAUCACAGAAAUCUUAUACAACUGAUACCGCUAGGAUUAUUUGCUAAAUUAUACUAGAGUUUCCAAACUACAUGUAUUUGAAAUAUGCAAUCCUUUUAUAUUUCUAUUAGAGGUGAUAAUUAUAAGUCUCUAGGACAUUACGUACAAGUGUAUAUGCAUGGUUUACGUAUAGUGUGAAAGUUUGGUAUUGUUAAUCUGUAAUUUAAUGUAUAUGUGCUUGUAGUAAGCAUAAAAAACUUUUUGUGAGCUGGACUCGCAAGAUGUAUUUCAUUGUAUUUUGUAUCAAAAGCUCUAUAUUCAUUUUUAAAGGUAUUGUGUUUUACCUUUAAUACAUGUAAAGAAAGUUUCUUUACUAUAUGUUUUGUUUAAUUUUUUUCACUAUUAUGAAAUAAAAAUCAAUGAGAAAUUAGAAA
Molecule: messenger RNA, 2985 nt
Organism: Ostrea edulis (European flat oyster)
Lineage: Eukaryota; Metazoa; Mollusca; Bivalvia; Ostreida; Ostreidae
Exons: 5
Coding region: 345-1199 (284 amino acids)
Source: RefSeq, a predicted model, not a curated record